AUGGAGCCUGAUCCGAGCCUAGCGCCGGACAGCAUUCCCCAAGACACCAUCCUGAAAGCGGCCGUUUCGCCUGAGCUAGUAAUAGACUCUAAAGCGGCUAUCGCGCCCGUGUCUCGAACGAGCGUUGGGCUCAAGGCCACGUCGGAGAAAAUCUUCGUGUCGGUCCGCGUGCGACCGUUGAACAGGAAGGAGGCGGCGAGCGGGGAUAAGGUAGUGUGGCGCAUUCAAGAACCCAACACGCUCCAUUUCCUGCAGCCGCUUCCCGAGCGCUCGCCGUACCCGGCUGCUUACACUUUCGACCGUGCGUUCGGUCCCGCGUGUCCGUCGGAUCGGGUGUACGAGGAAGGAGCCAAGAACAUUGUGCUGUCCGCGCUCUCCGGGAUCAACGCGUCGAUAUUCGCCUAUGGCAUGACAAGCAGUGGGAAGACGUACACCAUGGAGGCCAUUACUGAUCUUGCCGCUUGCGACAUCUUCACGCACAUUCGGAAUAAUCCGCAUCGCAGCUUCCUGGUGAAGCUGUCAGCUAUCGAGAUCUACAACGAGAUUGUCCGGGACCUCCUCAACCCGGACUCCGGGCCCCUCAGGCUCCUCGAUGAUCCCGAGAGGGGCACGGUGGUGGAGCGACUGACGGAGGUGGGCGUGGAGUCCAAGGGCGACUUGCAGCGGCUGCUGGCGCAGUGCGCGGCGCACAGGGAGGUGGGCGAGACGUCUCUCAACGACGCCAGCUCCAGAUCGCACCAGAUCAUUCGCCUCCUGGUGGAGAGCUGUCCCAAUGCAAUGUCACCAGUGGCACUACCUCCAACCCCCCCACCGGCUAUACCCGUGCCAGCAGACGCUGCUGCCACCCAAAUGCUCUCCGCCUCGCUGAACUUUGUGGACCUGGCGGGCAGUGAGAGGGCGUCUCAGACGCACGUGGCGGGCACACGCCUCAAGGAGGGGUGCCACAUCAACAGGAGCCUGCUCACUCUUGCUACCGUGAUCCGCAAGUUGAGCACGGGCAGCAGGGCCAAGGCGGGGCACAUCCCCUACCGGGACUCGAAGCUCACGCGCAUCUUGCAGCAGUCGCUGGGGGGCAACGGGCGCACAGCCAUCAUCACCACCAUCAGCGCCGGGAGGACCCACCUGGACCAGACGCGCAAUACUCUCGCGUUCGCGCUGAGAGCCAAGGAGGUCACCAACUCGGCGUGUGUCAACGUGGUGAGUGGCUCAUCUUUUCGCCUCCCUACGUCCCUCUCCCUUACUGGUCCCGCCAUCCCUCACCCUUACCGCUUCCUCUCCCCACCAGGUGGUGACGGACAGAGCACUGGUGGAGCAGCUGUAGGGGGAGGUGGCCCUGGUGCGGCUGCUUCGUCCUCGCUUCAUCCUCCUCACUUAUUUCCUGCCACCACCCUCCCUUACCACGUCCCUUCUUCUCCCCCAUCAGGUGGUGACGGACAGAGCACUGGUGGAGCAGCUGCAGAGGGAGGUGGCGCGGCUGGAAAGCGAAAUGCGGCUGCGGCCGUCCAGAGAGCAGUUCCACCAGCAGGCCGUGCGCAUGCAGCAGGUACGAGGGGAGGAGGGGUGUGGCAGGUGCGUGGGGAGGAGGGUGGCAUGUGGCAGUUGCAUGGGGAGACUGAUCCAACCCCCACUCCUUCGUCUCCCUCUGCCUCCCCCACCUCCCCCCACCCCCGGCCCUCCCCAACACGCCAGUUGGAGGCGCAGCUGUCGCAGGCGGCGAGGCAGCAGAGCGAGGCACUGGCUCAGGUGCAGCACCUCACACACGCGCUCUCCGCUGCCUCCUCCUGCCACAGCCGCUCCCAAGGCGGUUCCCACGGCAGGCGACGAGCACACGCAGCCUGGCAGAGUGGCAAGGUGCACCCGAUCUCCAGCAUCAACGUCUCAGAGUCAUCCGAUGAUGAAGCGGACGGCUGGGAUCGCUUCACGCCGACCUGCUUCCCGGCAUCCAAGCCGUUGGACCUCGUGCUGCCCACGUGCUUCCCUGGUAGCUUCACCAGGCGACCCAGCAAGCAGCUGAGGGAGAAAGACGCCUCGUUUCAUGCCUCCGCUGCCGCCGCCACCGCCGCCGCUGCCGCCGCUGCUUCUCCUCCUGCUGGUGUGGCUCAGCUGGCGCCAGGGGAAGGGGUGGCUCAGCUGGCAGGUGGGCUGGUUGUGGGCGGCAGAUGGUUGUCCUCUAGCAACAGUGGCUGCGAUGCUGCAGGGGACGGUGGUCAUACCCGUCAGAUCUCCAAGUCGAGAUUUACCAGCAGCAGCAGCAGCAUGGGAGGGAGAAGGGAGAGAGGCGAGGCUGGAGAAGCGGCCGUGGGGGUGAGUGGGAGGGGAGGAGAGCAGCAGGCGCACGCAGCAAGGGGACGGAUGACAUGGGAGGAGAGCACAAGAGUGAGGGAGGGAGAGCGGCAGUGGGAGCAGCAUGAGGGAGGGGAAGCCGACGAGCGAGAGAUCAGCCAGAGGAGGAGCGGUAGGCUAGGAAGGGACCAGGGAGGAGGCUCGUUUGGCAGAGAGAGCGUGUCCCGCCAGUCGCUGCAGUCCCUCCAUUCUCUCCAGUCACUGGAAGCGUGGGUGGCGGGGGGCAGGGCGAGGGAGAGGCGGCGGCGGCGCAAGGCGGUGAGCGCCAAGGUGCUGGCGCUGAUGCACGAGAUCCAGCGCCUGGAGAAGCUGCAGGACGCCCUGGGGGACGACGUGGGGCGCGCCAUGGGGGCUCUUCAGGGGGAGAUGGAGCGCAUGAGAGCCAGGCAGCAGGGGCAGGCGCAUGGGCACAGGCAGGGGCUCGGGCAGGGGCAGGGGCAGGGGCAGGGGCAGGGGCAGGGGCAGGGGCAGGGGCAGGGGCAGGGGCAGGGGCAGGGGCAGGGGCAGGAGAGUGAGAGUCUGUCAGAAGGCGGCGUGCAAAUGCCCCUCAGCCACCUCUCUGGAAUCCUGACGCCCCCAUACCACUGCGUGUCUGGACUUCUCACCCCCUCCUCCAACAUCUCCUCCUGUUACGCGUCUGGCCUCCUCACCCCUCUCUCUCACCAGCUCUCUGGCCUUCUCACGCCCUCGUUAGCCUCCCAGCCUGACCUCCAGCGGAUGGAGUUCCUGUUUCAGUCGGCAGCAGAGGUGAACGUGGCGAGCAUUCGCACGUACGUGCUUGAACUGAAGGAGAUUGUAGCGAAGCUGCACUACCAGAAGCAGCUGCUGGUGAAACAGGUGGUGGAGCUGGAGGCGGGUAGGCUAGGCGAGGAGGAAGAGGAUGAGAUGGAGGAGGAUGAUGAUGAGGAUGAGGAGGCAGAGGGAGGGGGAGCUGGGGACAGAGGCUGGGGCAAUGAGGAGGAGGAUCGAGGGAUGGGGAGAGCACAGGGGGGACGAGAGGCCAAUGGUAGAGAAAGAAGAGGGCGAUGGAACCGAACAGAUUCAGGGCAUGCUUCUGGAGCAGCAUGCAUUGAAACACCCGCCAACGCUCGUCCCCGACAGCAUCAGCCUGGCCUUCCCCCUUAUAUUGUUCCACACUUUGAAUCGGGGUUCAGGGAGGAGAUGAGAGAGACUGUGGUGCUGUGGGACCGCUGCCAGGUGUCGCUCAUCCGUCGCACGCAGCUGUUCCUUGUGCUGAUGCAAGGAGAGCCGUCGGAUCGGGUGUACCUGCAGGUGGAGAGGCGUCGGCUGCAGUGGCUUGUACAGCACGUGGGGGCAGAGGGGCAGGCCGCCAGAUUCAUUCUCUGCUCUGCUCUGAUGGUGUACAUUUUCCCUCCUUUUCUGCUCCCCUCUCCCCUUGUCUUUUCCCAUGGCUCCACAUUAUCGUGUCGCGGUUGGUAUUCCAGGGAGAGGGAGCUGAGGAAGGAGAGGGAGUACCUGGCCCAGCGAAUGGCCCACUGCUUCACACUCCAUCACCGCCUCGAGCUCUUCCGCCAGUGGGGGAUUGCCACGUCAUCGCGCCAACGCAAGCGCCAGCUGAUUGUGCUCCUGUGGAGCCGGCCGCUCGAUGAGCGCCACACGGAGGCUAGUGCUCGGAUCGUGGGACGGCUGACUGGGAUGAUUGAAAGUAGCGCGGGGGAAGGAGGUGGGGAAAGAGGAGGUGUGGCUGGUUGGAAGGGAAGUGGAGGGAGGGAUGUGUUGAGAUUGUGCAAGGAGAUGCUCGAGUUGCGGCUGAUUGUGCCCUCAGGAUAUCGAGGGCUCAUGCCAAAACGUCGGCGGAAGUGGUUUUGA
This is a messenger RNA of Closterium sp. NIES-65, 4173 nucleotides long. NCBI's taxonomy places the organism in Eukaryota, Viridiplantae, Streptophyta, Zygnematophyceae, Desmidiales, Closteriaceae. The record is from the annotation of a GenBank genome assembly.